This is a messenger RNA of Carcharodon carcharias (great white shark), 5166 nucleotides long. It is a transcript of the gene dipk2ab, whose product is annotated as divergent protein kinase domain 2Ab. The record is from RefSeq and is a predicted model, not a curated record. The transcript has 4 exons. Bases 535 to 1824 code for a protein of 429 amino acids. Lineage: Eukaryota; Metazoa; Chordata; Chondrichthyes; Lamniformes; Lamnidae.
GGGGGGUGCAAAAGGGAGGCUUUUAAACCUACAACAAAUUAAACAACAAUACCGAUGUGGAGGAGAAGAAGUGAGGGACGAAGAGGUCCUGUGCUUUUUGAAUGCUAAAGAGGGCGCACAAUCCAAACUGUGACCAUUGCAUUUUUUUCCCUCUCUUUCCUGUUUCUGCCUUCAGCAAGAGAUGGAGCCCUGGGACUGAGGACUUGAAACUUUAAACAUUACCGAGGCUCUUCAUUGCACGCACUCUAGCCUGGGUCCCUUUUUCAUCUUGGAAUUGUUUUUUUUAACUUUAUCUUGGGAAUUAAUUUUGAUUAGACUGACCUACAGUACGGAAAGUUCUUUGGACAGAUUUGAUCUUGAAGAUAUGAGGCAUAUGAUCCAUGGAACUGGCACACGGUCCCUUAUAAUUGCUUGCUUACCUCAAAUUAAAAAACCCAAACAGAGUAUGUAAGGGCAUGUGGCUUGUUGAUAUGGACUGGUAUAAAGAACCCUGAGUUACUGAAUCUGUAAUUAAAGUUGAGUGCAGGCAGAACCAUGUGGCGAUUACUUACACUGAAGUUUGGCCGCUUGUACCGUUGUCUGAAGUUCCUGUUUGUGGUGAGUCUGUUGGUUUUCACGUUGUUGAAUACGCAUUCAUUAUUUGCCUCAUUUCAGAAGAAUGAACUUGCAGAUCGUCGCUUUAUUAGCCUCAACAAGUGCCCAGCCUGUUUUGGUACAAGCUGGUGUCGUAAGUUUAUGAAUGGCCAAAUCACUUUUGAAACAUGGGGCCGUCUGCGAAUUCUGGACUUUUUGAAUGUGAAAAAUGUCUACUUUGCUCAGUAUGGGGAACCAAGAGAAGGUGCGAGGCGUAUUGUUCUCAAACGCUUGGGUUCUAAUCAAGAACUGACUGAUAUGGACCACAAGGUCUGCAAACGGGCUACAGGACGCUCCCGUUGUGAUGUUACCCAAGCUAUCUACAAGACUCAAUUUUCUCGUUUAAAUGGGGAAGUUCGAUUACUGACCCCAGAUGUUGUGGAGGGAUGGUCAGACUUAGUGCAUUGUCCGUCACAAAGACUCCUAGACAGAAUAGUACGCAGGUAUGCUGAAACGAAGGAUUCUGGAAGCUUUUUAAUGAAGAAUUUGAAAGACACUGAGCGUAUGCAGCUGCUUCUGACGUUGGCUUUUAACCCAGAGCCUCUGGUUCUCCAGAGUUUUCCAUCAGAUGAAGGAUGGCCUUUUGCAAAGUACCUUGGAGCCUGUGGGAGAAUGGUGGCUGUAAAUUAUGUAGGCAAUGAACUUUGGAGUUUCUAUAAUGCACCCUGGGAAAAACGAGUAGACUUGGCCUGGCAGUUGCUGGAAAUUGCUGAACAACUCACAAACAAUGAUUUUGAAUUUGCUCUCUAUCUCCUCGAUGUCAGCUUUGACAACUUUGCUGUUGGACCUCGGGAUGGAAAAGUCAUAGUCAUUGAUGCUGAAAACAUAAUCGUGGCAGACAAAAGAUUAAUCAAACAAAAUAAGCCUCAAAACUGGGACAUAUGGUACGAGAGCAAGUUUGACGAUUGUGGAAAAGAAGCCUGCCUGUCAUUUUCAAAGGACGUUUUGUGUUCUCGUGUUACAGUUGACCAUAACUAUUAUGCUAUUUGUCAGAACCUGCUCUCUAGAUAUGCCACCUGGCGUGGUACAACAGGAGGGCUCCUGCAUAAUCCUCCAAUAGAAAUAGUCAGAGUUGGCAGACUGGAGGCCUUGCUUGAAGAAUGUGCCAACCCAAAGAAAGAAUAUGGUCGUUUCCAGGCAGCAAGAGAAUUGCGAGACUACCUUGCAAAGCUGAACAAUAAUGUAAGGUAGCUCAAUAUGGGAUCUGUUGUUUUUCGCACUAUAGAUUUGAGAUUUGAAUUGAACAUGAGAGCUGUUCCUGUGUAGAAUGUAAACGUAUUUUGAAGAAUACAACGCAGAAAUGCCACUGCAUAGCAUUAUAAUUCAUGCUUGGAACAACAAUGGACAUCUGCAAACCAGUGUGGGGGACUGAUUAUCUGAUUAGAGCAUUGAGCUAUUAUUGACUUGUUCUCUGAUUGCCUGCAGAGUAGUUCAGAUGAAGACCAGCAGGUCACUGGAGAUAAUAGACCCUGACAGGUUGAAUGAUUGCACAUGUGUCAAAGGGCAAUUGACAGAACACAACAUUACUGUCACAAUUUGUGAGGCUGAUGCCUUUACUGAGGAAACCUUGCUUAACUUGAAAGUCUGUUUAAAGGCUUUAACCUACUGAUGUUGUCUUGAUCUUGUCUAUAUUUUAAAUAAGGAAAGUAUUAAAACAGUUUGUAUUAAAAAACUUACAUAUACUGCCAUCAAAAUGAAUGUGCAAAAUUUUGAUACACAUUUGCCCAUACUCCUUUUCAAAUAUGUGAACAUAUUUCUAAUUUAUCUGUGAACUGAAGCACUGAGAAAAUAUGGCAUUGGGGUAUACUGUCCAAAACCUUAAACCAUUCCCUCAUCACCAUUAAGCAAUAAUUUCAUGUUUGCAAAGGAUAGGAAGAGGAAAAACCUCAUUAUUUGUAAUUAUUGUACAAGACAUCAGUGAGCAUGAAAUAGUGACAUGAGGUUAAUUUGUUUCAAAGCAGCAACAUUAAACUAAAAGACCAGGAUAAUCAUUUGAGGACCUUUAGAGGGUACUUCAAAGAGAAUCAAGUUGACUAUUCUAUAAAUAAAAUUAGGAGAACUUUCUUUCCAAGAGGGGUGAAGGAGGCAGACAGAAAAGCGUCUAGUAUUUGAGCAUAUACCAAAGAAUAAGAAUUGUCCCAAAAUUACCCUUCCCUUGGUAGAAGAGAAGAAACCUAUUUAUUAAUUGAAACACCAGUGAAAGUACAAUGAGCAAGUCUUUCAAUGGCUAUUUAUAUAUUAAAAAUGCAUUAACUAAAACUGGGAUAAGGUUUUUGGUCACAAGUUUACAUUUGCUAUAUGUGCUUGACUGGUUUUUUUAUUGAUAUACUGGGCUGACAUAGAUGGCAAUUGCGUUCUGUUCCAUAUUACAUGUUGGUACAGUAUUGUAAUUUGAAUUUAGUUUAGGGUGAGCGUUUUCCAUUUGUUUAACUAAACUAUAUUAAUUUGUUUCCAGUUUAAAAAAAACAGUUGUGUGUGUUUGGCACAUUAAACAAAAAGCCUCAUGGUUUGCGUGGAAAUGGGGUGGAAAAUCUGCUUUUCUUGCUGAUUAGCUGGAGUGCAGCAGUGACACCAUUGCCAGCUACUUUCAUGCUUGUGGUUCAAUCUGGAUAAAUGUUAAGCUGUUCCCCAUAAAGUAAUUUUGUGACUUUAAAUGCCAUUUUAAAUCACGCUGAUGCUUUUGAUUCUAAAACUAGCUUGAGUUGGCUUCAUUGCAGGGAAUUGAAUGCUGCAAUAUCACCACAAAAUACAGUAGAAAGCAAUAGUGUUUAUUUUUCUUUUUUUCUAAAAAAAAAAUCCUCAGACACUGAAGUAAUCAGAUGAUAGUUUGUUUAAAGGUGCAAAUGUAGCUUUUAUUGUGUACUUACAACUUGUUAGUGAUGAUAUGGUUUACUCCAGAUGGGGAUUUUUGGAGGUUUGUAAAUGCUGGAAAAUGUUGUCUUCACUUUUUUUUGUAUGUUCUCAUUUAGUUUCUAUAUUCUAUCAUAUUUGUUUGACUCACUGUGCCUUUCAUUCAAAAGUUGUCUUUAUAACUUAAGGUGGAUUCAUAUAAUAAAACUUUACUUAUUAAAAUGUUCUUGUGGGUGCUGCCCUUGGAAAGCAGAAAUCCAUAUUUUUGAAUAAGUUACCUUCUAUUUCAUACAGAGACUGGCAGUUCUAUUAUGUGUUCCCUUAGGCAGUGCUUUAUUUACACUGCAUGACUAGCACAACUAUUCUUCUGCUAUUGCACAACGCUUCUUUAUUAGCAGUUAAAAUUUAUAGGUUUAGAAAAUGCAGGUGGCAGUGUUCAGUUUCUAAAAAUAUAAAUUAACUGUCGUAGCUUUAAGAAACAUCCAACAAGUCAAAGAAACGUUACCACUUUUUAAAUCCUUUUCUACAUUGCACUGGAAUUCCAUAAGAUUUCAAACUUGAAUCUCUUCAAGCCAGGCUGAGUCUAGAUUUAAACCUCAACUUUGUAGCGAUGCUAAAUUAAUGCAGCCUUGCUGACUCUGACCCCAAUUUGCCCCAUCAAUAAUCUGUACUGCCAGUGCUGAGCCUACUUGAUCUCUGCUAAUAUUCUUGUUUUCAGUCACAGAUGUGUGGAGUUCACCAUUUGAUUCCAUCCGCAUUCUUCUCCUUCCCAUUUCAGUUGCGCUUUCACCUCAAGCUGAUGAACGAUUAGAAACCAACAAUCUCAGGGAGAGCCAGAACAUAGGUUGUCAAACUCAGCAUACAAUUUUGUUGAGUUGCUCCACUGUGCAGCUAUUAUAUUUGAAGGACAUCCUGUUUCUUCAUGGACUGAAAUGUAGUGCAGGAGCAAAGCCAGAGCUCAUAAUUAACACAGCAAAUUACAGUAACAGAAUUUGUAAAAACCUGUCCAAUUACUUUUUACAGAGUUGCUAUUAAUUUACUAUUAAUUAAAUUCAAAUUUGCUUGAGUGAAUAAUAGUGAAAUGUGGUACUAUCUCCAUACUAGUGUUUCAAUCUACCAGCCGUAUUUUUGAACUUUAUUCCCUCACACAGUGUUCUCUCUCAGAAUUAUGGUUUCAUGGACACCUUAGACUAUCCGAACCAAGUUGUUAUUUUUCAUUUGAGAGUCUAAACAUGAGUGUCAAUAGGCUAUUUGACCAUGUAGAAUAUCAUAUCUAAGGUUGAUUAUUUCCUCAGCCUGCAUCUUUUCAAAAGGAUUUCCUGGUCAUCUAUCUGGAGCUGGAUAACUUCCCACUUUCCUAAAGCCAAUUAUAACACACCUAUUUCCACACUGGCUCAGAUCAACUAAGGCAACACGGACCAGGAAUUCAAACUGAUAGACUACUGGGCCCAAUUGCUUAUACUUACAGCCUGAAAUGUAAUGCUUUUUAUUACUUUUAUUCAAAUUUUAAUUGUUUAAAACCAGAAGCAGAGUAUUUAUUAAAGAAAUGCAACUCCGUAUUGACAGUUCACAUAGUUUUUAUCACAUUGCUUAUAUUUUUGGAGCCUAUUGUAACCUUCCAAUUAUGUUAUGUAAGUCUUGAGGUUCUGAAAUCUUAUAUAAAAACAAUACUUUUUGAACAUC